Musa acuminata subsp. malaccensis (wild Malaysian banana) is the source of this 1633-nucleotide messenger RNA. Its product is annotated as KH domain-containing protein At5g56140. Gene Ontology annotation, molecular function: mRNA binding. Lineage: Eukaryota; Viridiplantae; Streptophyta; Magnoliopsida; Zingiberales; Musaceae. Gene Ontology annotation, biological process: regulation of mRNA splicing, via spliceosome. Gene Ontology annotation, cellular component: nucleus. The record is from RefSeq and is a predicted model, not a curated record.
UUUCCACCGCUUCGUCCCUCUUCCACCGCGUCCAGUGUAAGAAAGGCGGCUCCUUUAGGGCGUCGGCAUCGCGAUCUCGGCGGAAUUCGCCGCCCGAUCGCUGUGCUCUGCUGGAAUCCGCCUCCGAUCUGGCCGGAACCAUGGCUUCCGGCAGAUACAUGGCCUAUUCGCCGUCCCCCUCCACCGCACCGCAGUCCCCUCACAUCUCCGGCAUGCGGUCGGCCAGUAGUGCCCUCGUCGAGCAGGAGAAGUACCUAGCGGAGUUGCUAACAGAGCGUCAGAAGCUGAGCCCGUUUAUGCUGGUGCUGCCUCACAGCUAUCGCUUGCUUAAUCAGGAAAUUUUACAUUUAACCACGCUGUUGGAGAAUGCUUCUCUUUUAGAUCAAACUGGGCUUGAACAUGGUAGCCCACUAAUCAGUGGAGGAUUAUUUCCAAAUGGAAGCACUACUGAUAUGAAUGGCUGGGCAUCAGCGUUCCAAUCUGAAAGAUUGGGUAUAUUACAGCCUUCGUCAGGGAAUGGGUGGGUUGGGCCACAAGGCAGCUCCUCUGGUCUUGUUGUGAAGAGAACUAUUAGAGUGGAUAUUCCAGUUGACCAAUACCCUAAUUACAACUUUGUUGGUCGGCUCCUUGGUCCUAGAGGAAACUCUCUCAAGCGAGUUGAAGCAAAUACUGGUUGUCGUGUUCUAAUUAGGGGGCGGGGCAGCAUUAAAGAUCCUGCACGGGAGGAGAUGAUGAGGGGGAAACCAGGGUAUGAACAUCUGAAUGAGCCCCUUCACAUUCUUGUAGAAGCGGACAUGCCAGUUGAAAUUGUUGAUGCUCGCUUGUUGCAAGCCCGCGAAAUACUGAAAGAUAUGCUGAAGCCUGUGGAUGAGUCGGUAGACUUCUUUAAGAAGCAGCAGCUGCGAGAGCUAGCCAUGCUUAAUGGUACCCUCCGUGAUGAAGGCUCUCACACAUCAGGGUCCGCCUCCCCUUUCCAUAACAGCCUUGGCUUGAAGAGAGCCAAGACGAGGGGGUAAACUGAGAUUGUCAUUUAGCUGUCCCUGCUAUGAGUGUCUGUUUUAUCUUUGAUAGUCAUGUGCUGGUUAGUGUUAGCCAUGCUUUGACUAAGGCAUGGCUCUAACUAUGGUUAUGUCAGUGUCUUUCUGCUGGAGGGGGAAGAUUAGGGUUGUGGAGUUUGCAUAUAUAUGUGCCCUAGUCAGGAGCAAAGGCCAUGUUACUUUGACGCAAUGUGUGAUUACAAUUUUGGUACUAGUCCGGGGGUGUACAGAAGAAUCAGUGAACACGCCUUUAACCAUGGUCAUCUUCAAAUGUCUUCCUUCCGUGAAGAGAAGGUUUUGUUUAGAUUCGUGCUCGUCAGAUAUGUAUCCAUGUAGUUAAAACACUGUUUGUGUGAUUACAGUUUUGAUGUUAGUGUGGAGGUAUAUGGAAUAAUCAGUCAGGUCUAUAUGUACAAAUAGUGAGUUGGUAUUCCCUCUAAGCAGAUCUUCGUCAUCAGAGUGCCGUCGUUAUGGAUUCUUUAAGUUGUAUUUGGACUAUUUGGUCAUAAUGUUCUUAGUUUUGUGGAUAUGGUAAUAAGUCUCCUGGACACUGCUUGUUUAUGUUUUGACAAUGUUAGUUCAUUUUUAUGGACCAU